This is a messenger RNA of Diabrotica virgifera virgifera (western corn rootworm), 1181 nucleotides long. RefSeq lists its product as uncharacterized. NCBI's taxonomy places the organism in Eukaryota, Metazoa, Arthropoda, Insecta, Coleoptera, Chrysomelidae. The record is from RefSeq and is a predicted model, not a curated record. The transcript is spliced from 2 exons. Bases 77 to 757 code for a protein of 226 amino acids.
ACUAAAAAGUCGAGUAAUAAAAAUAUCUCAUCCAACAUAUAGAGAAAAGAGUUUGAAGAGACUAAAAAACAUAUUAAUGGAAAACUCUUAUCCAGUAGGACUACUUAAUAAAUUAAUUUUUAGUACUGCUACCUCUCCAGCUUCCAUCACAUUGAUUGACAAUACCAACAAUAAAAAACCACCCACAGUGAAUAUGGCAAGCCAAGAAAGAAACACUAGCCCAACAAUCGACACCUUAGUACCAACAACACCACAAACAUUUGGAUCUUUACCUUAUAUUCCAUUCUUAACACCAAAACUUCUCAAAUUAUUUAAAGGACUCGAAAACAUAAAAAUUGCUACCAGAAACGUUAAAACUAUAGCACAUUUAUACACCAAAACUAAAGAUCCACUUACGACUAAGGAAAGUUCAAAAGUUGUGUAUCAAAUACCUUGCUCAGACUGCGAUAAGGUUUAUAUAGGAGAAACAUCUCGGACAUUACACAGCAGAAUAAUUUCCCACAGAAGUGAUAUUAAUACAAAAAAAUCGCAAGCUUGUGCAUUAGCAGAUCACUCAAUUAAUCUAAAUCAUACAUUUAAUUUUUCACAAGCGUCAAUCUUAGAGAGGGUGAAAAAUGAACAGAAAAGGUUAUUUGUAGAAAUGACACACAUCCAGAAAAAUAGAAAAUGUAUAAAUAGAAAGUCAGAUAUAGACAAAUUAAGUAACAUUUAUUGUUACAUAUUAGCAUAUCAACAAACAUUUGACACAACAUCAUAAUCUGAUUUUCUAUCGUACAUUCCACCAUUAAAAAUUCAUUUUAUGCUGGUAGACACAUUGACUGGACUAAUUUACUUUACAUCAAUCAAAUUAAUAACUGUAAUUAUAAAAAAAACUAUUGUUACUGGUUUUGCUUUCCUUCUAAAGAAAUGGUAUACACUUCAUACAUGUUGAACAACGAACCAUGGACACAACAUAAUGUAAUAGAUUGACUAAAAUUAUUUAAAUAUUUUAAUAUGUGUGUGAUUGUCCUUCUAGUAAAGUUUCAACUUUUUCAACCAAUCUCAACGACUAAUGUCUUGAAAAAGAAUUAAAUAUAAUUCGAAAGCUUGACAGUAAGUCAAAGAGUUUUCUUUGUCUUGUGGGCCAAAUAAACUGACUGCAUCCUCAAGAGUCACUACUUGAUAUAUAAAUCUACAGUCAA